AUGUACACUGCCCUCUCAACAAAAACAUCAGGGACUUUGGGGGGUUCUGCUUUGCAGAGUGGGAUGGAAAUUGGGUUAGGAAGCCAUAGGCGGGAUGGAAAUUGGGUUAGGAAGCCAUGUACACAGCCUUCUCAACAUCAAUAUCAGAGACUUUGGGGGGCACUUCAUCUCUUGUGGGAAGGAAAUUGGGUUUGGAAGCCAUGUACACUGCCUUCUCAACUCUUUGAAUGGGACUUUGGGGGGUUCUGCCUAGCAGAGUGGGAUGGAAAUUGGGUUUGGAAGCCAUUUACACUGCCAUCUCAACUCUUUCAAUGGGACUUUGGGGGGUUCUGCAUUGCAGAGUGGGAUGGAAUGUGGUUUGGAAGCCAUUUGCAGCUCUUUCAACAUGAACAUCAGGAGAGCUGGUCAUCAAUUGCCGCUCGAAGAGACUUGGCUGGGGUACUCUUAUGGGAUGGAAUUUGGUUGGAUACAAACAAUUCCUACGUAUCACAACAAUUGGCGUAG
Mollisia scopiformis is the source of this 504-nucleotide messenger RNA. RefSeq lists its product as uncharacterized. The coding region runs from base 1 to 504 and encodes 167 amino acids. The transcript is spliced from 7 exons. NCBI's taxonomy places the organism in Eukaryota, Fungi, Ascomycota, Leotiomycetes, Helotiales, Mollisiaceae. The record is from RefSeq and is a predicted model, not a curated record.